AUGGCGGUAAAGAGACUUUCCAGUCUCGCUCUUCUCGCGGUAUUUUGGUCGAUUUCCUCGCAGGAAGUGAUUAGAAUAGAAUUGUCAGACAGUGAUAAACUACGGGAACUGUCACGCUUCUGGACUAGCACUGGAUUCUGUCCUCCAGCGCCGAUAAAUGAGUCUUCAUCCUUUCUGUUGUCGUCUAGUGUCAGGCAAAACCUGGAAUUGAUAGCUUCCAUCCCAAAUUCUGGCAUAACUCACGUCCGGACACAUUGGAUUCUUCAACUAAUUGAAGCAAGGAUCUCAAAGAAUUCUCCGGACUUCUCAUUCCGGGAGAUGAAUAAGUUCAUCAAUAUCUUGAGGAGAAAUCACUUGAAUCCUCAUAUUGAGUUUAUGGGUGAUCCUGGAAAAAUCCUGACUGGAAAAUGCUCAUCUGAGAAAAAGAUUUUGUGGAAAAAAUUAACUUUCCAACUCACAAUGAACUUCGUGCAGAGAUUUGGUUUGGCAUUCUCAAAUAACUUCCGUUUUGAGACCUGGAAUGAGCCUGACCUAGCCAGUUACAACACACUAAACUUCACAAGAUCGGGAUUCAUUGAUUAUGUGGUUGCCAUUCGGGAAGGACUGACGGCAGUGCAGAUAAUCUUCCCGGGAUUCCAGUUCAAACUUCGCGGUCCAGCCGGCGUGUUCCACAAAAGGGAACUUCACCAGCUCUGCUACGGAAUCCUGGAAUACUGCUCCAGUAAUCCCUGCCCAGUAGACAUCUUGACCUUCCACAGAAAGGGCCUGGGUGAGGCGAAGCAAAUACUCAGCGGAGGAUUGAAUCUGCUGAGCAACUUGACGAAGGAAUUUCCAUGGAUCAGCAAACUUGGAGUUUCCAAUGACGAGGCUGAUCCCACCACUGGUUGGUCUCAUCCUCAGGCCAUGAAUUCUGACGUGAGAUACGCGGCGAAGCUGGCCAUGACUGUCCUUCUCCACUUGAACGCCAAGCAGAGAGGAUGGCUAAAGAAUCUGGAGUCCAUCAGUCAUGACAAUGCCUUCCUGAGCUAUCAUCCACAUGAGUUUAACCAGAGAACCCUUCUCGCGCACUUCAGAAUGAACGCCAGUCGUCCAGUUUACUCGGAGUUUGUGAAGAAGCCUGUUUUGGGAGCCCUGACUCUCCUGUCCAACUUGGGCAGUCUUUCAGGAAGUGUCAAGGCGUCUCAGAACGUCACUUUCCUCGUCACCAGGAGUAACAAGGACACUGAGAUGCUCUAUGCCUGCAUAAUCUUCGUCUCGACAAGAAAAUUGCCUCCUGAACAAUAUCAGAUUCGCGUGAAACUGCCUUCCGGACAAAACUUGGUAGCAUUUGCUGAGAUUCUGGACAAUGAGAGAACGAAUCCUGCGAAAGUUUGGCAAGAAUACUCUUCACCAGCCUUCCCCAGUCAGAAAAUCUUCACCAGGAUGCGAAGAGUUCACACGCCAGCUGUUUUGAUUCCUCCACAGCCUGUGACGGGCGUAGAAUUCACUGCAGAUCUCAGACUCGCAGCUCCCUUUGUCGUCUCCUUGAGAUUCUGCGAGAACUCCACCAGUAAUCUUCCUCAGCGCAUCAAAAAUCUCCGACUGAAUCGCCUGUCCAGCAGCAGAGUGACAAUUGUCUGGAAUGAGGACUUCAGGGCAUCGAGAUGCACCCGAAACUACCAGAUCUUCUUCAGGGCGGUGGGAAAGAGUAGAUGGAGAGAGAUUUCUCGCGGAUGGCACAUUCCAGAUCUCUCCUUCGACUUCUGGAGCGCUCAAGGAAUAGCCGGAGCUUAUCGCGUUCGAUCCGUGGACGUCAUGGGCCGAAUGGGGCGCUUCUCAAAGACUCGCUUUGUCAAAAGUGCCUGUUUACUCGAUGAAUAA
Phlebotomus argentipes is the source of this 1860-nucleotide messenger RNA. RefSeq names its product alpha-L-iduronidase. Bases 1 to 1860 code for a protein of 619 amino acids. The record is from RefSeq and is a predicted model, not a curated record. Gene Ontology annotation, molecular function: L-iduronidase activity. Lineage: Eukaryota; Metazoa; Arthropoda; Insecta; Diptera; Psychodidae. The transcript is spliced from 2 exons. Gene Ontology annotation, biological process: carbohydrate metabolic process.